AUGACGGACCCGAUGAGAAACUUCAGCCUGCGCAACGUUAACACAAGUAAACCGCAACUUGCUCGGACAGAGUCUCAACAAUCUGCGGCUGCAUCAGACGACUACUAUUCAUUCUCAGAUCAAGAUCUCUCUAGUACUGAGAGUCUAGCAACUGUCAUGCGAUUCAGGACUCCAGACUCACACGCACCAUCCCCCGCCAUGUCGCAAACACGGCUUGCCCAAGAAGAUCUCGAGUCCCAACGCCCACCAACAUCCAGCACAGUCCGGUUCGCAGGAGACAGACCGGCUACCAUCAGUCCUGUAUCCGAUGCGUCAAGAUCAGACGGGACCUCUCGUCGAUCUCCCAGUGAUUACCCGGGACCGGCCCCGACUCCAGGCCUGGAUGACUCCCCAUACGUCCGGUUUGCAAUCGACCAGAUCACCCAGGACAGAGCUGGGGGGAUCCAAAGAAACGACUCAAUUUCUACCACGACGACAGGUGACUAUCCAUCCGAUCGGCUAGUAUGGGAUGAGGGACUUGGUUAUUUUACCCGCACACGCACACCCAUCCGACAUGACACGCCGCCAGCGAGACCCUCGUAUACAUCUCCUUCGCCACAGGCUUUACCGCAACGGCCAAUGUCAGUGGAUCCCGAGUCAUUUAUGGCCGUUGAUGCGCCGGGGCAAAACUUGUUAUAUCCUCCCUUGGACUAUUUGCCUCUUGUCCUGCGUCCCUGGGCUUUGGCGCUCAUGAUAUUUUGCUGUCUGCUCAUGACGGCUGGUAUAAUCUUCUGCAAUGUUUGGUCCCGUGGCGAGGAGGGAUUAUGGGACUAUGCGCGUCAAGGUGGCUCGCGAUAUUUUGUGCUUCAGUUCCUACCACAGAUUGCUGCUGCACCGAUCAUCAUCUGGUCAUUCGUCAUUCAGGCUGCAGUAUAUCGCAUAGCACCCUUUUCUAUGAUGUCAGCUGAGCGACAGCAAGGUCUGGUGAUGCAUCGUCUGCCCAUACUUUCAAAAAGCUUCAUCUUCCCCGACUUCUCCCAUUUCAGACACGGUGAAUCCUUGUUUGGAAUCUCUCUAUUUACAAUUUGGCUUUCGAACUUUUUCGCCAUCCCUCUCCUCAGUUGUCUCUUCCAGGCAAAGUACUAUAUCAUCGACGGACAAGGUGUCUGGAGAUGGGCUUCGGUUCAAUCUGUGGGCUGGACAUUGGUUGGACUAUAUGGUGUUUUGACACUGGGCAUAAUCAUGCUUUUUGUCCGUUUCAUUAGUGGCUGGUCUGGCUUGAUGUGGGAUCCCACCAGCCUGGCAGAUUUUAUUUCUAUCAUUCAGCGGUCAAACAUCCUGCACGACUUUGAGCACUCCGAGACAGUCCCCUCAGUGCGAGAAUCGCUUGAUCCCCGCAUCCUUCGGCUGGGCUACUGGAAACUCUCAAGCAAAACCGAGAUCUUCUACGGAAUCGGCGAAGUAGAUGCUCCUGUACGCACCCCAUCUCUCCAUCAAGCUGGCAAAAGCCGAGAUAACCAGCCACAUGGACUUGCCAAGGUUUGCCAUGAUCUUGAGCAUAACGGUGCAUUCGCCAAUGACUCACAAGAUAACCACCUUUACUCACAAUCUGCCCGUUACCGCUGGACACCUUGGUUCCUGCGCAAAAUUUCAGUGUUUAUUUGGAUUGCCAUUGUUUUCGCCCUCUUCAUCGCUUUCGUCGCCGUUAGCUUCAUCAACGACGCCAUCGAGGGCGGCUUCCCUCCCAAGCUCCCAACACUCCCAUCGACAAGUGCAUUCUCCUCCUCCAAUUUCCUAUACAGUUUCCUUCCCGCCCUGAUCGGCAACGUCCUCUUCCUCGCCUGGCAACCCGUCGACGUAUACUUCCGAGCUCUCCAACCAUACGCCGAGCUCUCAUCCCCCAGCGGCGCAUCUGCCGAAAGGAGCAUUCUACUCUCCUACCCGUCUGCCUACCCAGUCCAAGUCACUAUCCAGGCUAUCAUCAAUCGCCACUUCAAAGUUGCAUGGAUCUCUCUCAUGAGCCUGCUAUCCCUCGCCAUCCCCAUUCUCGCCGGGGGCGUCUUCAUCGCCCUCUGGUACCCCUCUCACGACGACAUCCGCAUCUCUGCCUUUUUGCCCGCAUUCUACGCUUUGAUUGGCGUCUGUGGCCUAUAUGCCGUGUCUUUAGUGGCAAUCUGGCCGGGUAGUCGUCGCUAUCUCCCACACGACAUCUCCACUUUGGCUGAUCUGAUGAGCUAUCUCUACCAGUCGCCUCUUCUGUCUGAUAAGAUCCUGCGCGAGCCAAGGAGCAAGACUGACCUCGUCACUCGUCUUAUCAUUGCACCGCCCUCUGAGCGUGAGAUGCCUUCGUACGGCUUUGGCAUCUAUGUCGGUCGUGACGGUAAAGAGCAUCUUGGUAUCGAUCGCUUCCAUCGGCCUGGUCGUUCUGAUAUGCUUAUUACAACGGCCACUAUGAAAUAA
Messenger RNA from Penicillium robsamsonii, 2439 nucleotides. RefSeq names its product DUF3433 domain-containing protein. Lineage: Eukaryota; Fungi; Ascomycota; Eurotiomycetes; Eurotiales; Aspergillaceae. Bases 1 to 2439 code for a protein of 812 amino acids. The transcript is spliced from 2 exons. The record is from RefSeq and is a predicted model, not a curated record.